Molecule: messenger RNA, 2726 nt
Organism: Alnus glutinosa
Lineage: Eukaryota; Viridiplantae; Streptophyta; Magnoliopsida; Fagales; Betulaceae
Product: subtilisin-like serine-protease S
Exons: 11
Coding region: 202-2502 (766 amino acids)
Biological process (GO): proteolysis
Molecular function (GO): serine-type endopeptidase activity
Source: RefSeq, a predicted model, not a curated record
GCUAAUCCUGCGAUGAGAUAUCUGAACAUUCUUUCUCCACCAACCUUUGUUUUUUCCCCACCUUUCUCCAGUGCUUAAAUCCGGCUACCUUUCUCCAUAUUAUAACUGAAAGCCCAUAUCCUCUGCCUCUAGCCUCUCUCUGACUACAGUCAAGGGUGGGACUGGAAGGAUUUUUUUUUUUUUUUUCUUCUUCUUUCGGAAAUGGCUUCAUUCUCUUCCACAAGGAGUAGGAUAAGUAGCAUCAUCCUGCUGUAUCUGUUUCUUUGUGUUUUUUAUGCGGAAAUCAGCGUUUGCUAUUCGGCCAAGGUUUAUGUGGUUUAUAUGGGAAGCAAAGCUGGUGAAGAUCCAGACGAGAUUCUGAGCCAAGACCAUCAAAUGCUUGCUGCUGUUCAUAGAGGAAGCAUCGAACAAGCACAGGCGUCUCAUGUUUACAGUUAUAGACAUGGUUUCAGAGGCUUUGCGGCCAAGUUGACCGACCACCAGGCUUUCCAGAUUUCUAAGAUGCCGGGAGUGGUUUCUGUGUUUCCGAAUUCGAAAAGAAGGCUACACACCACUCACUCGUGGGAUUUCAUGGGUCUUGUGGGCGAGGAAACCAUGGAGAUUCCGGGGUAUUCCACCAAGAACCAAGUUAAUGUCAUUGUUGGUUUCAUUGAUACCGGAAUUUGGCCUGAAUCCCCAAGUUUUAGUGAUGCCAACAUGCCUCCAGUGCCUGCCAGAUGGAAGGGGCAUUGCCAAUCGGGAGAAGCAUUCAAUGCUUCAUCUUGCAACAGGAAAGUGAUUGGAGCUAGAUACUAUUUUAGUGGUUAUGAAGCAGAAGAAGAAUCAGUUAGCACAAUGUCAUUCAGAUCUCCGAGGGACAGCUCUGGCCAUGGCAGCCACACGGCCUCAACAGCUGCCGGUCGCUAUGUGACAAACAUGAAUUAUAAGGGGCUAGCAGCUGGAGGAGCUAGAGGUGGUGCACCAAUGACCAGGAUUGCAGUAUACAAGACGUGUUGGGACUCGGGUUGCUAUGAUGUUGACUUACUAGCUGCCUUUGAUGAUGCAAUCAGAGAUGGAGUUCACAUAUUGUCUCUGUCUCUGGGUCCUGAUGCUCCCCAGGGAGACUAUUUCAAUGAUGCCAUUUCUGUGGGGUCAUUCCAUGCCACCGCCCACGGAAUUUUGGUAGUUGCUUCAGUUGGAAAUGGAGGCAAUCAAGGUUCUGCAACAAAUGUAGCGCCGUGGAUGAUAACUGUUGCUGCUAGUUCAACAGAUAGAGAUUUCUCUUCUGAUAUCGUGUUAGGAGAUGGUACCAACUUCACGGGUGAAAGUCUUAGUCUCUUUGAAAUGAAAGCGUCUGCAAGGAUCAUUUCUGCAUCUGAAGCCUUCGCAGGAUAUUUUACUCCUUAUCAAUCCAGUUACUGUUUAGAUAGUUCCUUGAAUAACACCAAGGCCAGAGGGAAGGUUCUGGUCUGUCGACAUGCAGAGAGCUCAAUGGAGUCAAAGCUGGAAAAGAGUGUGGUAGUGAAAGAAGCUGGCGGAGUUGGGAUGAUACUAGUUGACGAAGCAGAUAAAGAUGUUGCCAUCCCCUUUGUGAUCCCUGCAGCUAUUGUUGGAAGAAGGACAGCUGAUCAGAUUCUUUCUUAUGUUAAUCGAACACGGAAACCAGUAUCUAGGAUUUUUCCUGCAAAGACUGUAUUGGGGUCUCAACCUGCACCUCGUGUUGCAGGAUUUUCUUCAAAAGGUCCCAAUGCAUUGACCCCUGAAAUCUUGAAGCCCGAUAUCACAGCUCCUGGAUUGAACAUCCUUGCAGCUUGGUCUCCAGCAGUUGGAAAAGCGCAAUUCAACAUUCUCUCUGGUACUUCUAUGGCUUGCCCACAUGUAACAGGAAUAGCUACCUUGAUCAAAGCUGUUUAUCCUUCAUGGUCACCAUCUGCUAUUAAAUCUGCAAUCAUGACAAGUGCUAUUAUUCUGGAUAAGAACCACAAACCAAUCAUAGUGGAUCCUGAAGGAAGAAGGGCUAAUGCAUUUGAUUAUGGGUCUGGAUUUGUGAACCCUACGAGAGUCCUAGAUCCAGGUCUCGUCUAUGAUGCACAGCCAAGAGAUUAUGUAUCGUUCCUUUGUUCAAUUGGUUAUGACAAGAAGUCAUUGCAUCUGAUCACAAGAGACAACAGUACGUGUCAUGGGACAUUCAGAACACCAUCUGCCCUGAACUAUCCAUCUAUCACAGUGCCCAAUCUCAAGGACAACUUCUCGGUAACACGAACUGUGACAAAUGUUGGAGAACCAAAAAGUAUUUAUAAAGCUUUAAUUUCUUCUCCCAUUGGAAUCAAUGUCAGCGUGGUGCCAAAGCUAUUAGUCUUUAACCACUUCCGCCAGAAGAUCAAGUUCACUGUGAAUUUCAAGGUGGCUGCUCCAUCAAAGGGCUAUGCUUUUGGGUUCUUGUCAUGGAGGAACAGAAAAAGACAGGUUACCAGCCCUCUGGUUGUCCGGGUUGCACCUUCCAACUUGGGUUUGAUGAGAUAACGACACUUGAACAGUAUACAUCGAUAAGGAGCUUUGAAAUCCUUACAGAGAAAACCACACCUACGGAAACGAAUAUGCUGCACUAAAUAGAAGAUCGAUAUUUACAAUAACCUACAGUUGUAUGCCUGGAAAUGGAAUGGCUGAGUAAUGGAAUUAUUGCCAUGUAAUUUACUAAACAAGUAACACACAAUGGCAGAGUAUGAAUCAAGAUAUAUAUUCCCUCU